This is a messenger RNA of Rhodamnia argentea, 1199 nucleotides long. RefSeq names its product NAC domain-containing protein 73-like. The record is from RefSeq and is a predicted model, not a curated record. Gene Ontology annotation, molecular function: DNA-binding transcription factor activity; transcription cis-regulatory region binding. Gene Ontology annotation, biological process: regulation of DNA-templated transcription. The coding region runs from base 220 to 1125 and encodes 301 amino acids. Gene Ontology annotation, cellular component: nucleus. Lineage: Eukaryota; Viridiplantae; Streptophyta; Magnoliopsida; Myrtales; Myrtaceae. The transcript is spliced from 4 exons.
AGCGCUCUCUCUCCCUCUCUCUCUCUCUCUCUCUCUCUCUCUAGAAGAACUCACUUGUCUAAGUUGUUCGGUUCAGUAAGAUCAAAACCCUCUUUUUUGCUUUUGGGUAUGCAGUAAUUUGCAGAGGUGUUGCUUAAACUGGAGGUUGGCGGAGCCUGAGAACAUAGAUGAAAUCUUGGUGUGGGGUGUAUAAGAGAGCCGAAGAAGAACAGGAAAGAAAUGACGUGGCAAACGGAAGAUGCAAGAGCCAUAAUCCCACCUACUAGUAACCCUAGAGAUGAUGACGAUAAGGAUGAUGAUAACAGUCUUCUUCCCACCAUGACAUGCCCUUCAUGUGGCCACAGCUUCCCAUUAUUUGAUCAGAGGGGGAUUGUUCAUGAUUUGGUGGGACUACCAGCAGGGGUGAAGUUUGAUCCGACUGACCAAGAAAUCUUGGAGCAUUUGGAGUUGAAGAUAAUGGGGGAUGUGAGGAAGAUUCAUUUUCUCAUUGAUCAGUUCAUUCCCACAUUGGAAGGAGAUGAAGGAAUUUGUUAUACUCACCCAGAGAGACUUCCAGGAGUAAGCAAAGACGGACAAAUCCGCCACUUCUUCCACCGGCCUUCGAAGGCAUAUGCCACUGGGACUAGGAAACGGCGCAGAGUGGAGAAGAACGUGGAUGGGAGCGAGACAAGGUGGCACAAGACGGGCAAGACGAGGCCAGUCCUCGCAGGCGGAGCCGUGAAAGGGUUCAAGAAGAUACUUGUCCUGUACACCAAUUAUGGGAGGCAAAGGAAGGCUGAGAAGACCAACUGGGUGAUGCACCAGUACCACCUCGGCAAAAACGAAGAGGAGACAGAUGGAGAGCUGGUCGUGUCCAAGGUGUUCUACCAAACGCAGCCUAGGCAACCCAAUUCGACGACCCUCAAAGAUCUGAACGACGCGACAGCGAAGAGUGCUCCAAGCCUGCAUGAGAACGUUCAUGUACCUGGGAGCUCCAUUGAUGCGAUUGAGUAUUAUAUUAACCCACCUUGCAGUGUUUCUUACGACCAGCUAAUUGUUCCUAACUUUGCCGUUCAAGGCGAGGCGGCUUCUUUGUUCCCGCUAACGGAAGAUUCGAGCGACGGAAAGCUCGUAAAAUAUCAAUAGAUGAAUUGGGGGUGAUAGUGUUUCUUAUGGGUGGCAGUAAAAACCCUAGCAUUUUUAGUUUGGGAGUAAAUUUG